Messenger RNA from Anopheles funestus (African malaria mosquito), 1421 nucleotides. RefSeq lists its product as uncharacterized. Bases 21 to 1388 code for a protein of 455 amino acids. The record is from RefSeq and is a predicted model, not a curated record. Lineage: Eukaryota; Metazoa; Arthropoda; Insecta; Diptera; Culicidae. The transcript is spliced from 4 exons.
UCUUUAUUUACUCAUGUGCAAUGGUUCAGUUUACCGAAACGCAUCCUUUCGAUUAUACGGAUUAUUUUUCCACAGCUGCUCAAUUCUUGUACAAAUAUAAAUGGAUUUUUUGUUACAAUAACACCAAGUUUAUACGAUGUGGUGUACUUGAACAACUACCACGAAAAUGGAUUGAAGAUCUUAAUGCCUCAUCGAACGAGGAGUUCAACCAGAUACCUUUGGGCUACAUUAAGGACACAUGGAGUGAUUCAUUUCGAGACUUUCUGUUGCAAGUGAAAAGGCUUCAAGUUCAAUAUGAGAUGCAUGAUAAUAUCGAGCAGAAUGAUAUUAGCCGAAAGCAGACACGCAAAGGAAUCAAUGCCAAAAAGUCGUACGAAAUAGAUAACCUGUGUAGUUUCAUCCAGUUAGGGCAACCUUCAAGCGGUGCUACGAUCUACAUAGAUUUUGGAAGCGGUUUAGGCUAUCUGAGCGAACUUAUCCACAAACGAUGUGGUGUAAAAGUGCUUGGAAUUGAAGGAAAUGCCACACUUGUGCAAACAUGUAAUAACCGUUCUCCUGCUUGUACAACGAAAGCCGUACAAUAUUGUCAUCACUACAUAACGGAUGAUUCUUUCGGCUUUAUCGAACAGCAAUGCAAUGACCGUUUUGAUAACAAUCCUCCACACCGAGCUGCUGUAGUUGGUCUUCACGCAUGUGCCGAUCUGUCCAUUACUGCCAUUAACUGUUUUCUACGUUGUAAAUGGGCCAACAAUCUCACCAUAAUGCCCUGUUGCUACCAUCGUAUGAAACCAGUGGACGAAAAGACUCCAAAUGAAUUUCAAAAUUUUCCCCUUAGCGAAGAACUUCGAACCAUACUACUCGAUGGUAAACGAGAGAUAAUUUGUCGAUCUUUCUUACGGCUUGGCUGUCAGCAAACGGCUGCCCGUUGGAAAGCUCGUACCGUUGAGCAACAUCUCGAGCACGGCCGGAUAAUGUUUCGCCGUGGACUGAUUGAUGCCAUUUUGGAACGAAAUGAAUCGGUGCGAAUAGGUAAAAGUAAAGAUUUACCUGAAGAAAUAACCGUAGACAACAUGUUAGAACAGUUUAGCCUGGCCGAUGAAUCGGACCACAGUACGCCGGAGUGUCGUUGGACGGAUCGCCAUAGGGAGAGAAUGUCCGCCUUGUUAGAAAAGUAUGGAACUGAUGGACCGAAGCUAGCGGAAUAUUUAGAGUGCCUUCAAACUUGCCUACAGUCAGUCUGUGAGAAUGUGAUAUUGCUCGAUCGAAUGUGCUACAUGGAGAGGGUGGCCAGCCAGUCUGGGUUAAAAAUACGUCGCAAUCUAGUACGGCUCCGAGACGAUGGACUUUCCCCACGUUGCUUUAUAUUUCAUGCUUCGAAGGAACAAUAAAACGGUCACACACCGUUUGACGGUUUUUAUCAA